GCGCGGCCCGCCCCAGCGGGCGCCGCCAUGUCGGGGGUCCUCGCCGCGGGUGCGUAGGUGUCUUCAUAAGAUGCCGGCUCGGCGGCGUCUGGUUCUCCCCCCGAAGAUGGCGUCCAUGCGGGAGAGCGAUACGGGCCUGUGGCUGCACAACAAGCUGGGGGCCACGGACGAGUUGUGGGCGCCGCCCAGCAUCGCGUCCCUGCUCACGGCCGCGGUCAUCGACAACAUCCGCCUCUGCUUCCACGGCCUCUCGUCGGCCGUGAAGCUCAAGCUGCUGCUCGGGACGCUGCACCUCCCGCGCCGCACGGUGGACGAGAUGAAGGGUGCCCUGACAGAGAUCAUCCAGCUGGCCACUCUGGACUCGGACCCCUGGGUUCUCAUGGUAGCUGACAUUCUGAAGUCCUUUCCCGAUACCGGUUCUCUUAAUCUGGAUCUUGAAGAGCAAAAUCCCAACGUUCAAGAUAUUUUAGGAGAACUUAGAGAAAAAGUGAAUGAGUGCGAAGCAUCAGCCAUGUUGCCGCUGGAGUGCCAGUACUUGAAUAAAAACGCUCUGACAACCCUCGCCGGACCGCUCACUCCCCCAGUGAAACAUUUUCAGUUAAAACGGAAACCGAAGAGUGCCACGCUGAGGGCAGAGCUCCUGCAGAAAUCCACCGAGACCGCCCAGCAGCUGAAGAGGAGCGCGGGGGUGCCCUUCCACGCCAAGGGCCGGGGGCUGCUCCGGAAGAUGGACACCACAACCCCCCUCAAAGGCAUCCCAAAGCAGGCGCCCUUCAGAAGUCCCACCACCCCCAGUGUCUUCAGCCCUGCCGGGAAUCGGACCCCUAUCCCGCCUUCGAGGACGCCUCUGCGGAAGGAGAGGGGAGUGAAGCUGCUUGACAUUUCUGAGCUGGAUAUGGUCGGCGCAGGUCGAGAAGCAAAGAGAAGAAGGAAGACAUUGGAUACGGAGGUGGUGGAAAAGCCAGCCAAGGAAGAGACAGUCGUUGAGAACGCCACCCCAGACUACGCAGCCGGCCUGGUGUCCACACAGAAACUCGGGUCUUUGAACAAUGAGCCUGUGCUGCCCUCCACGAGCUACCUGCCUGCCACGCCCAGCGUGGUCCCAGCCUCAUCCUACAUCCCCAGCUCCGAGACCCCACCAGCCCCAUCUUCCCGAGAAGCCAGCCUGCAGGCCAGCCGCCCGCCCGAGGAGUCCAGUGCCCCAAGCCCCGCGCUGCCGACACAGUUCAAACAGAGGGCACCCAUGUACAACAGCGGCCUGAGCCCGGCCACACCUGCGCCCACUCCGACAGCACCCUCCUCACCGCUGACACCUACCACACCCCCGGCCGUCACCCCCACUGCCCAGACACCGCCGGUGGCCAUGGUGGCCCCGCAAACCCAGCCCUCCACCCAGCAGCAGCCCAAGAAGAACCUGUCCCUCACGAGAGAGCAGAUGUUUGCUGCGCAGGAGAUGUUCAAGACGGCCAACAAAGUCACGCGGCCCGAGAAGGCCCUCAUUCUGGGCUUCAUGGCCGGCUCCCGAGAGAACCCGUGCCAGGAGCAGGGCGAUGUGAUCCAGAUCAAGCUCAGUGAGCACACUGAGGACCUGCCCAAGGCAGAUGGCCAGGGCAGUACUACCAUGCUGGUGGACACGGUCUUCGAGAUGAACUACGCCACGGGCCAGUGGACGCGCUUCAAGAAGUACAAGCCCAUGGCCAAUGUGUCCUAGAGGCCGCCCCUCUGCUGGCCUUGACUCAGGCUUCGGGGGACGACAGCGCUGCUGGCUUCGCUGGGUGACCUGCCUUGAUGUGCUGCCAAGCCCCAGCCUACUGAAGCUUUACAUUCGUUUCUCUGGGGUGUUUUGGACUUACUUUUUAAAUUUUAAUAUGGGUUACCUUUUGUGUGAUUUAAGACACUUUUUUGGAUUCAGUAUUACAUUUUUGAAUGUUAAAAUUAACCAAAAAAGUUACUUCCUAAUUUUAGUGACAGCUCUGCCUCUUAGACUUUUAUCUUUUUUUUUAAAUUCCACUGACCAUGAGGGAGGGUUUUUCCUUGUUAGUGCAGCACGCUUUCUACCCCACGAGGUUGAGGCGACCAAAGGUGGUGCCCAGCGAGGCUGAGAGCAGGAUGGGGCUGGUCGCCAAGGCCUGAGAGCAGGAGCUGUCUGGCCGCACUCAUCGCCCACAGGGUUUGUAUGUCUUUUCUACAGUCAUGAGCAUUUAAGACCAGUCUUCGGGUACCGGUUUUCAUUGUAAAAACUACCUGAGUAAUUAAAGUUUAGCUUUUCUAAAGAAAGCCCCAGAGCUGUGUUUUGGGCCAGCUCAUCCUCUGUGCUCCAGGGCCCCAGCCUCUCUCAGGGCAGGUGGUGGUGGGGUCAGCACAAAGGUCAUUCCCAAAGAUGGGUCCGGGGGAGAGGGGCACAUCAAAGGCUUUCUCAAGAAGACUGAGGGCCAGGAGCUCAGCCAGCUGCAGGGCUGGGACAAGUCAGCAGCUCCUUCUCUCCUGACACAGCAUUUCACCUUCACGGGUAUUUGGGAACCAA
Messenger RNA from Ceratotherium simum simum (southern white rhinoceros), 2524 nucleotides. RefSeq names its product negative elongation factor complex member A (gene NELFA). The record is from RefSeq and is a predicted model, not a curated record. Gene Ontology annotation, biological process: negative regulation of transcription elongation by RNA polymerase II. NCBI's taxonomy places the organism in Eukaryota, Metazoa, Chordata, Mammalia, Perissodactyla, Rhinocerotidae. Gene Ontology annotation, cellular component: NELF complex.